AAGGUGAUGCCAACAUCCGCUCAGAGACGGAGAGGGGUCUGGGACAAUACGAGGCUGUCAAAGGAAGGAAGGAACUACCCGUACGUCUCAUUUCCACCCCAGGUUUUUUUUUUUUGCGUGCUGGAAUAACGGCUUGUGGGAUCUAAGCCACUGCGCGCUGAGCGCAAUGUUCACACAAGGCGGGGCUGAGCCUCCUGCCUCAUUUUGGACGGAACAUAAGUAGGAGAGCGCAAACACUGAAGAGUGCUGCUGUUAUUGUUUAGAGCAUUAGAGAUCUGGGAAUGAAUUCGGCCGAACAGACGGUAACGUGGCUCAUAACGCUGGGGGUCUUGGAGUCUCCCAAAAAGAGUGUCUCGGAUCCAGAGGCUUUCCUCCAGGCGUCUUUGCAGGAUGGAGUGGUGCUGUGCAGGCUGCUGGAGCGGCUCAGACCCGGGACGGUGGACAAAUUUUUCCAGGAGCCGAGGAGCGACAGCGAGCGUCAGAAGAACAUUACCGAGUUCAUUAAAGGCUGCGGGGCGUUCGGUGUGGAGCCUUUUGAGGCCAUUGACCUGCUGCAGGGUCUGAACUUCCCCAAGGUCUUAAACUCUUUGGUUGCCCUUAACAAAGCUACUGAAGUCUUAGGAGGUUCUGGAGACAGUGUGUGUGUGCCACACUCCUCAACGUUGAGGAUCAAGUCCUUUGACUCCCUGAACACCCAGAGUCGGUCCUCUAAACUGCUUCAGCCUCAGUACCGCAGCUUGGACAUGUCAGAAGGCAGUGGGUGUGGCCAGUUUCUGGUCAAGGCACGCUUUCCUUUCCAGCAGACCAAUGAGGAUGAACUCUCUUUCUCUAAGGGCGACAUCAUUAGUGUGAGCAGGCAGGAGGAAGGGGGCUGGUGGGAAGGCUCGCUCAAUGGCAAGACUGGAUGGUUCCCCAGUAACUAUGUACGGGAGCUAAAAGGAAGCGAUAAGACAACAGACAAAUCAAGGUCUGGGACACUGAAAAGUCCACCCAAAGGUUUUGACGCCACAAUCAUCAGUAAGACCUACUACAAUGUGGUGCUACAGAACAUCCUGGAAGCAGAGGCUGAAUAUUCCAGAGAGCUACAGAGUCUUCUGGGCUCAUACCUGCGCUCACUGCACCCCACAGACAAACUCAGCAAUCUUGACAUCAGCUGUAUUCAGGGAAAUCUGGAGGAGAUCUCAACCUUCCAGCAGAUGUUGGUUCAGUCCUUGGAGGAUCAUACAAAAGUGCCAGAGAGCCAGCAGAGGAUCGGGGCCUUCUUCCUCAAUGUGAUGCCCCAAAUGAAGAUCAUCUAUGUAGCAUACUGCUCCAACCACCCAUCAGCUGUCCAUGUCCUCACACAACACAGUGAAGAGCUGGGGGAGUACAUGGAGUCGAAGGGGGCAUCUACCCCUGGGAUCCUCACUCUGACCACUAGUCUGAGUAAACCGUUCACCAGAUUGGAGAGAUACCCAGCAUUGCUGAAAGAGCUAGACAGACACAUGGAGGAGCAACACCCUGACAGAGCCGAUCUCCAGGCUUCUAUGGUGGCCUUCAAAAGCCUCACAGUUCAGUGCCAGGAGGUGAGGAAGAAGAAGGACCUGGAGUUGCAGAUUUUAACAGAGCCAAUCAGAAACUGGGAGGGUGAUGACAUCAGAACCCUUGGCCCUGUUCUCCACAUGUCCCAAGCCACAGUCCACACACAGAACUGUCAGGAGUCAAAUGAACGCUACCUCGUCCUCUUCCCUCACACUUUGAUCAUACUAUCAGCCAGCCUGAGAAUGAGUGGAUUCAUCUAUCAGGGGAGGAUGCCACUAUCAGGAAUGCUCAUCUCCAGAAUAGAAGAUGGAGACAGCCUGAGGAAUGCUUUUGAAAUAUCCGGUGGCCAGUGUGAGCGGAUACAGGUGGCCUGCAACAGUCAGUGCGAGCUACAGGACUGGCUGGACCUUCUCACAAAACACACACACACUCCAACUGCACACAGACACUCCCACAAGCCUCAGUCUAUCUGUCACACAUUGCCAUCUCAUCCCGUGACUCCUUCCAGACACUCUGAGUCAUGUGGAGGGAGCAGUGGACACACCUACCACACCCUUCCCCAUCUCUCCUCCUAUGGGAUGGCACACAGUAGCACCCCAGUGUGGCGGCCCCUGGAGCCACCAAGUACCCCUAAACCCUGGAGCCUGAGCUGCCUUCGGCCUGCGCCUCCACUCCGGCCCUCCGCUGCUCUCUGCUACAAGGAGGAUAUGAGUAAGAGUCCCAAGAACAUGAAAAAGCUCCUCCCUAAAAGGAAGCCAGAGAGGAAACCUUCAGAAGAGGACUUCACUGCCAGAAAGAGCACAGCGGCUCUAGAGGAGGACGCUCAGAUUCUGAAAGUGAUUGAGGCCUACUGUACGAGCGCCAAGACCCGACAGACUCUCAACUCCACCUGGCAAGGGACUGACCUCAUGCACAACCAUGUGCUUGCUGACACCAGCCUUACCGUCAACCCACCUUGUUCUGACCAAUCAGAGGACUCGGAUUAUGACAGUAUCUGGACCGCCCAUAGUUACAGGACAGCCUCAUUUUCUCGCUCCAGCCGGAAAGAUGUGCCCAUGUUGUUUCCAGAGGAGGAGAAGAUCAUAGUGGAGGAAACCAGGAGCAAUGGACAAACUGUAGUGGAGGAGAGGAGUCUAGUGGACACUGUGUACAGCCUGAAAGAUGAGGUCCAGGAACUCAAACAGGAUAACAAGAGGAUGAAGAGGACACUGGAGGAGGAGCAGCGAUCCAGGAAAGAGUUGGAGAGGAUUGUCAGGAGAGUCCUGAAGAACAUGAAUGACCCAACAUGGGACGAGACUAACCUCUGAGACAAAUAAGUAUCUUAUCAUCAUGGAAGAGACCAGGCUUUUUUUUAUUUUAAAUGACCAAACAACUUAUGAACGGUUGUUCAACACUUCAUCACACUAUUCACCGUUCCUUUCCACAUUGCUUUGACCUUCAGAGGUACCUGUGCACCAACCUGGACCAAGAGAAAUGGACUGCCACCCCAACUGACCGUAAAACUAUGAAGCCAAAUUAGCUGGUCAGUUUGAUGACAUCAUUUCCUGUCAUGCUGUUUUACAAACUGCCUUCUCUGGAGCAGUGACAAAAGAAUCACUUUUUAUCAUGUACUUUUAUUUCAUUGACUGCUCUGGUGCAUGAAUAAGAACAACACAUUAGUUUAUAUAUUUCAUUAUGUGAAUCAACUUUCUCACUGAAACUGAAAAUAGCAAACUGCUCUGAUCUGAUACUGAGCCAAUGGGUUUCAUAGGAAGAGACUGUCACUGAAAUGAUGUACAGAUACCAUCACAGUUCAUUUCACUAGUCAGGAUCACUCCUAUAGUUGAUGUUGAUGAGGGUGAGAUGUGCUUGUGUGUGACUUGGGCUGAUGCUGCUUGGUAGCUGUUAGGGCAUCUUGGGGGAAGGCUUCCGGUGAAUUUGUAUGGCUUUAAAGGAGAGAUACAGGAGGGCAGAAAGGUAGAGAAGAGGACAGAGAAAGAUUAAGGCAGAAGUGGGUGGGUUAAUGAGAAACUAAAGCACUUUGCAGCUUGCAGUAAAAGGUUUGUGUUAAGGUGUGGUCCUGCUCCUGGACCUUCAAUAUUCAUCUUCAUUUGUAGUUCGUUUUUUUUUAGAAGACGUGAGUCAGCUCAGUGACUUUUCAAGUCCAAGCAAUACAACACUGAAAAAUGCUUUUUUUUUUUACAAAGUAAAUAUGCAACCUAUUGUAGAAUGGUUUCUUAUUUUUAUAUUUGUGAUUGUGUUUUUACUGUUAGCUGGUUCUGGUUUGGAAUACUGACUGAACACACUACAGGUAAUUUGUACAGAAAAGCUGCAUAUUUCUACUGAGCAUCAGUAAACGUGCCAUGGGGAGAAAAAAAUCCCUUUAGUAAAGGUUAAUGACUUCAUCUACAAAUGAACUUCGCUGAAAAUAAAAUCACACUAAUGUAAGCUACAUAAUACAGUAUGUCAGUCAACUCUAACUAAUGUAUUUAACUGAAAGUGACUGGUGUAAAUGUGGGUCAAAUGUUAGUGAUGAAGAUGAUUACAGUAGUUACAAGAAUCACCCCCCUCUAUUUAUUUCACCUGUUUGUCUGUGAAUAAAUUGCUGAAUCAA
Monopterus albus (swamp eel) is the source of this 4114-nucleotide messenger RNA. Its product is annotated as rho guanine nucleotide exchange factor 7-like. The record is from RefSeq and is a predicted model, not a curated record. Gene Ontology annotation, molecular function: protein binding; guanyl-nucleotide exchange factor activity. Gene Ontology annotation, biological process: lamellipodium assembly. Gene Ontology annotation, cellular component: lamellipodium; cytoplasm. Lineage: Eukaryota; Metazoa; Chordata; Actinopteri; Synbranchiformes; Synbranchidae. The transcript is spliced from 22 exons. Bases 282 to 2828 code for a protein of 848 amino acids.